CAAACUUGGUGUUCCAGCGUUAGCCGGUCGACGACGAAAAGCGACAACAUCCAUCCGACUCCGAGGACCAUCACCUUACCCUCGCCAACUCCUUCAAGAUGGUCCGUUACGCCGCCCAGGAGAUUCCGAACGCAAAGAGCGCCCGCGCGCGGGGCUCUUACCUGCGUGUCAGCUUCAAGAACACCCGUGAGACCGCUCAGGCCAUCAACGGUAUGAAGCUGCAGAAGGCUCUCACCUACCUCGAGAACGUCACCAAGAAGUCCAUGGCCGUUCCCAUGCGCCGCUACGCCGGCUCCACCGGUCGCACCGCUCAGGGCAAGCAGUUCGGUGUCUCCAAGGCUCGCUGGCCCGUCAAGUCCGCCGAGUUCCUGAUCGAUCUCCUCAAGAACGCCGAGGCCAACGCCGACACCAAGGGACUCGACACCGGUGCUCUGGUUGUCAAGCGCAUCCAGGUUAACCAGGCUCCCAAGGGCCGCCGCCGCACUUACCGUGCUCACGGUCGUAUCAACCCCUACAUGACCAACCCCUGCCACAUCGAGCUCAUCCUCACCGAGGCUGACGAGGAGGUCGCCAAGGCCUCUGAGUCUUCCCUUAAGGCUACCCGCCUGUCUUCCCGCCAGCGCGGCUCCCAGAUCCGCCGUGCCCUCACUGAGGCAUAAAUGGAUCGCCUGAUGUUAUGUUGAAAUUGGGACGGGAGGUUUCCAGGGGACGACUUUGUGGAAAAAGGAUUUGCGGUGGACGGGAUUGACCGGAGUUCUUGCGCAUCUGUAUGUUGGAACGGAAAAUGAUACCGGAUCAUACAAGAUUUUUUCUAAGGUCAUGGCACCAACGCUCGGAGGAGAACCAAAUAAAAAGUUUAAACAGCGCCGCUCCGGAAACGAUGGAUAUAGGAAUCUCCGUACUGCCCGGUCCGAUCAUGAUUAUCAAUGAUGGUUCUUCUUCUGUGAUUUGUUUUCGGCUCUGUCAAUGUGGGCUUCUGUGUUGCCUUGUGUAGGGUAGUGUUGUUAGUUUCGACUUAGACUUUUCCUCUCCGAUCUGGUCCAGUUCGUUCAUCACACUGGAUGUUCUGCGAGGGUUUUAGGAUUUGAUGGUCCGCUCGAGUCCAAAAAUAAUAUUUAUGUUUCACGACUCAAAGA
Penicillium brasilianum is the source of this 1136-nucleotide messenger RNA. Lineage: Eukaryota; Fungi; Ascomycota; Eurotiomycetes; Eurotiales; Aspergillaceae. The record is from the annotation of a GenBank genome assembly.